UGUUAUUUGUUUCUAUUUAGAUGUGGAAUAAAUAAUUAUUUGUGUUAAACAAUUGUAUAAUAAUUAUAAAGGUAAAUAAUUAAAUAAGUAUAUUUCAUUUCAUAUUGACGAUGAUGUCAUUUCCGGAAAAGGUCGCUAGUCGUUGUGAAGCAAUGGUGGAGCGAAACAGUUUUUUGACCGUGUAACAUUUUUCCAGUUAAUUUUGUUAUUAAACUUAUCUAAAGAAAGUUUCUGGACUACGGAAUGUUAUUCGAGUUCAAAUCACGCUCACACAAGAAGAAGAAACAGGAUUGAUGAAAAUUUAGAAGGAUUGCUAUCACAAAGAAAGUCAAAAAACUCGCUGUGGAUAUGGAGAACGAAAGUGAAAGUGCGCGGGCGGCGCGCAUUUGAAUCGACGGCAAAAACAUCAUCAAAGGAAUCAUCGUCUGUGAAUGAACACUGAAAUGUUUCACGAUCGUGGACUAUGAAUAAUGGACAGUGCUUUAUUUUCCAGUGGAUUUAAAACUGCGUCACAGUGUUUUGUUCAGUGGAUUUGAAACUGCGUCACAGAGAAAAACGUUGCUGCUUGUUUAAGCUCUUUAAACGAGGUAACGGACUUUUAAAUCAGCUAUAAAAUGGACGCAAUGCAUAUUUGAAGAAGCUGAAAUGCAUACGAUUGAUACGGAAAGGUAUUGUGCAUACUUUUAAUCGUCUGCAAACAUUUUGUGCAUUGAUGGAAAUAAGAUGGCUGAAGGGGGAGAGGACGUUGCAGUUUUUGAACACAAGAGGGCGCUUAAACCCACUGAAAGAGCGUUAGAAGAGCAGCUUCACAGACGCAUCGGACUAAGAAGGGCGAAAUUAUCUGCUCUUACCAGUAAAAGCAAAGCUAUUGAAAAGUUGAUGAUUGAUGAGGAAAAUCUACAGAAUGUACAAGAGUUGAUGCAACUUGACUUUGCACAAUUGCUAACUGAGUUUACUGAGUUAAAUCUGCAAGUUCAAGAUCUUUUGCCAGAAGAUGAAAGGAUUGCAGAUCAACAAAAUUGGUUUCAGCCUAAAAUGGAUUCCCUGAGACUUUUUGAAAAGAAAACAGAAAACUGGAUUGCUGCUGUUGGUGAUAAAAAAGGCCAAAAUGACAAUCUUGAUAUGGAGGAUGAUGUUAGUCCUCACGACAGUGCCUCACAGGUAUCUGCGAACAAGGGCGAAUCUAAUAAGAAGCAUGAUUCAGAUAUUGAAAGUGGAUCAGUUUCCUCCUCAGUAUCGUCAGCUUGUGCACGAGAAGAAUCGAAACGUGCAGCUCUGUUAGCAAGGGCAGCAUCCCUAAAGAAAAAACAACAACUUGAAAUUGAAAAGAUGCAGCUCAGAGCAAAAAUGGAGGAACUUGAAAUAGAAACAGCUCUUGCAGAAAGCAAUGCCAAAUUAAAGGUCCUGAAAGAGUAUGAACGAUCAGAUGAUGGCAGAAGCAGCAUACAAUCUAAACCAAGAAGGGGAAUCCACCAGAAGCAAUCAGAGCUGAAAACAGAGCAGAGUGACGAUUCACCAGGUCAUUCAUAUGUGGUGAAAAGUAAAAUGAAGACCAUCUCAAAUCCAGUGUUACUUGCACCACCACAGUUAGACAUACCAAGGGCCACAGGCCACAGUAACAAUCGUCAAGCAGAUGACAGCAUUAUUCAGAUUAUGCAGAAACAAAAUGACUUGACUGAAUUGCUAGUGAAACAGCAAAGACAAAUUCAGCUUCCAAGCAAAGACAUCCAAGUGUUUACUGGUGAUCCACUGACUUUCAAAUCCUUCAUCAGGUCCUUUGAGCAUACCAUAGAACACAAGAUAGACAAUGAUAAGGACAAGUUAUAUUACCUUGAACAAUACACUGCUGGAGAGCCGCAAGAGAUAGUAAGAAGCUGUGAAUAUAUGCCAUCAAGCAGAGGUUUCAAGGAAGCAAAACGGUUGCUCCAAAGGCAUUAUGGAGAUGAGCUAAUCAUAGCAAGUGCUUACAUUGAUAAAGCUUUAAAGUGGCCUCAGAUCAAGUCUGAUGAAGGUAAAGCUUUGAGUGCAUACGCUCUGUUCCUGAUUGGUUGUCGGAAUACAAUGGAAGAUGGAGAGUUCAUGGAGGAAAUGGACAAUCCUACCAAUAUGAGAGUUAUACUUUCAAAGCUACCAUACAAGAUGAAAGAAAGGUGGCGAUCAGAAGCUUACGAUAUCAAAGAGCGACAAGGAGUAAGAGCAAGAUUUACUCAUUUAGUUGACUUUAUUGAUCGUCAAGCUAAAGUGGCCAUGGACCCUCUCUUCGGUGACAUACUGGAUCAUCGCAAUGUUGUAACAGCAAAGGUGAAUCAGAAAGAAAGGUUUAUUACUAAAAAAGGAAUAACAAAGAGCAGCUUUGCAACCAACAUUUGCAUGAAGGAAAGAAGACCUCAAUUUGUGUCAAGGAAACAGGUCAGUCCACCCAAGACUCAGAGCCUCAAUGCCUUUGAAAAACCAUGUAUGUUUUGCACAAAGGAUCAUGCUCUUGAGUCAUGCAGUGAAAUUAAAGAGCAGCCACAUAAGGUACGUGUGGAGUUCCUGAAGUCUAAGGGCUUAUGCUUUGGAUGCUUAACUCAAGGCCAUCUUAGCAAGACUUGCAAAAAGAAAAUGGAAUGUAAAGAAUGUUCCCAAAAACACCCAGACAUUCUACACAUUAAGGAGAACCAAAAAGGUACAAAAGAUGUUGAAACACCAGACAAGAAGAUCUCAUGUGCCCAAGUCUCCCUUAACCACAAAUCAAGUGAGAACACAGAGUCUGGAGGAGAUAACUGUGUGCUAUCAAUAGUGCCAGUAAAAGUCAAGUCGAAUAAGAGUGACAGAUAUGUAGAAACAUAUGCCUUUCUGGAUGCAGGAAGUACAGCUACAUUUUGUACUGAGGAUCUGCAAAGGAAGCUGAACCUGAAAGGGAAGCCAACUCAAAUUCUACUGAGUACUAUGUGUCAAGAUAAGCCAGGAGAGCAGAAGCUAGUAAACAGUUUCAUCCUCACGGACUUGGAAGUCUGUGCGCUGGAAGACACAAAGUAUUAUGAGCUACCUAAAGUCUUCACACACAGCAGUAUCCCUGUUCAAAAUGAGAACAUUCCUAAUCAAAAAGACAUCAGAAAAUGGCCAUACUUGAGCGAAGUAAGCAUACCUAACAUUGAUGCUAAUGUAGACCUUCUGAUUGGAGCCAACAAUUCAAAGGCAAUGGAGCCAUGGUACAUCAUAAACAGCCAACAAGAUGGACCUUAUGCUGUGAAAACUGCACUUGGCUGGGUGGUGAAUGGACCCAUCAAGAAAGAAAACAACACUGCAGAAAAGUCCAAACUGCCACAACAUACAGUUAAUCGUCUCUCAGUAAUGGAGAUAGAGCAAUUGUUGAUUCAACAGUACAACACAGAUUUCCCAGAGCGUCACUAUGAAGAAAAAGAGGAAAUGUCAAUGGAGGACAAACAGUUCAUGCAGUCAGUGCAGAAAAGGACUAAGUUUGAAAAUGGGCAUUACUGUGUAAGACUACCACUGAGAAAUGAAGCAAUCAAAAUGCCAAACAAUAGAUGUGUUGCUGAACUACGUGCUGCUAACCUGAAACGAAAGCUUCAAAGGAACUCAAGUUUGCUUGAAGAUUACAGUAGCUUUAUGAAAGGUAUAAUAGAGAAAGGAUAUGCAGUUAAAGUUCCCCCUGAACAGCUUGUUCGCAACGAUAACAGAGUCUGGUACAUACCACACCACGGGGUGUACCACCCAAAGAAAGACAAAAUACGAGUGGUUUUUGAUUGUACUGCUUCGUUUCAAGGCAUGUCUCUGAACAGCCAGUUGCUGCAGGGUCCGAACCUCACAAACACACUCAUUGGUGUCCUUACCAGAUUUAGGGAAGAACCAAUAGCUAUGAUGGCAGAUGUGGAGUCGAUGUUUUAUCAGGUGAGGGUUCCUGAGGACGACGCAGAUCUGCUUCGCUUUCUUUGGUGGCCAGAGGGCAAUUUGAAUGCACCUAUAGAAGAAUUUAGGAUGAUGGUGCACUUAUUCGGAGCCACUUCGUCACCUAGCUGCGCCUCUUAUGCAUUGAAAAGGACUGCAGAGGACAGAAAAGAAGUAGCAUCUCCAAAAGCUGUUGAAACAGUUAUGCACAAUUUUUACGUGGAUGAUUGCCUGAAAUCUGUGUCUACAGAACAAGAAGCAAUUGACUUGGCAAGUGAUGUUCGGAAGUUGUGUGCUGAAGGAGGUUUCUGCUUAACGAAGUGGGUAAGCAAUAGUAGGAAAGUACUAUUGUCCAUUCCAGAAGAACAAAGGGCCAGUGGAAUAAAGGACCUAGACUUGGAUCAGGAUUCUCUGCCAAUUGAGAGAGCACUCGGCAUGCAGUGGUGUACAGAAAAUGACACCUUCACAUACAACAUCAAGAUACAGGAGAAGCCAUUGAGUAGAAGAGGUAUUCUGUCAGUUGUUAAUUCAAUUUAUGACCCUCUUGGUUUUCUGGUGCCACUCAUCCUACCAGUCAAGCUCCUUCUAAGGGAUUUGUGCAAACAAGGAUAUGGAUGGGAUGAAGAGAUUGAGGGCAAGCGAGCUGAUCAGUGGGUCAGAUGGCUAGAAGAGCUAAAUCACCUCUCAGACUUCCAGAUCAAAAGGUGUGUAAAACCAGAGAAGUUCGGAAACACAACAGAAGCGCAAUUGCAUCAUUUCUCUGAUGCCAGCGAGAGUGCUUAUGGCACAGCAACUUAUCUGGUACUUACAAAUGAACAAAAUCAGAAACAUUGUUCCUUGUUAAUGGGAAAGUCAAGAGUUAGCCCACUCAAACAAAUCACAAUCCCUAGACUUGAGCUGACAGCGGCAACCGUAGCUGUCAAAGUAGACAAAAUACUAAGACAAGAGCUUCAAAUUCCAUUACAGCAGUCAGUUUUCUGGACAGACAGCACUACAGUGCUCAGUUACAUUGGCAAUGACAGUGCACGCUUCAAAACAUUUGUAGCAAACAGGAUCUCACUCAUACGAGAUGCUACUAGUCCAUUACAAUGGAGGUUUGUCAAGACAUCACUAAACCCUGCUGAUGAAGCUACCAGAGGUUUUAAAGCAAAGGACUUUGUCCAGGCAGAAACUUGGAUUAAAGGACCUGACUUUUUGUUGAAACCAGAGGAAGAAUGGCCACAAAGACGAGAUCUAACGAGUCAAGGUGCACAACAAGACCCUGAAAUUAAAGGUGAAAUCAAAGUUAACGUUCUCAACAUCAGUGAAAACGAGGACAUUGUAAGUAAACUGAUUGAUUACUACUCAAGCUGGUUUCAUCUAAAGAAGGCAGUGGCAUGGAUGCUUAGACUCAAAGAAACCCUUUUACAUUUAUGUAAAGCAAGAAAACAGUUCCAAGAGUCUAUUGCCCAAUCAGAGAAAGACCCAGAAAAACAAGGGUCCCUUCUACAAGAGCAAAUGCAAAAAUACAGAUCAACAAUGGAGAAAAAGUCACUGAGCCUGGAAAACUUGAAUCAAGCUGAAAUUCAGCUCAUUCAAUUCAGUCAGAAGCAACAAUUUCAGGAAGAAAUUGAGGCUCUGAGAAAGAAUGUUCCUAUCAAGAAAAGAAGUCAGCUGUUCAAGCUUGACCCUGUACUUCAGGAUGGGAUACUAAGAGUGGGAGGUAGGCUCAACAGAGCUGCAAUGCCAGAGGAAUCCAGACAUCCCGCAAUCCUCUCAAAAGGCUCAAGGAUAUCAACUCUCAUUCUAAAUGAUAUUCAUCAAAGAUAUGGACACUGUGGUCGAAACUACAUGCUAGCUACGCUCCGACAGAGAUUCUGGAUCCCACAAGCCAACUCAGCGAUUCGAAAACUUAUCCAUAAAUGUGCAGUUUGUCGCAGACUUAAUGGAAGAGUUGGUGAGCAAAAAAUGGCAAAUUUGCCAGAAGACCGCUUGCUACCUGAUAAACCCCCUUUCACGAACGCGGGCAUCGAUUACUUUGGACCCUUCGACGUAAAACGGGGUCGGAGUACUGUAAAAAGGUAUGGAGUGUUGUUCACUUGCCUAACAAUCAGAGCAGUACACAUUGAGAUAGCAGAUAGUUUGAACACGGACUCAUGCAUAAACGCUUUGAGGCGUUUUAUAAGUAGAAGAGGACAGGUGUCAGUCAUGCGCUCAGACAACGGCACAAAUUUUGUCGGCGCAGAAAGAGAAUUGCGAGAAGCACUGAGAAACCUGGACCAUAACAAAAUUGAAAACGCUAUGCUAGAGAAAGGGAUUAAAUGGAUCUUCAACAGUCCAGCUGCUUCUCAUCAAGGUGGGGUUUGGGAGCGUCAAAUCCGAACCGUAAGAAAGAUACUCGGCGCUCUCUUAAAGGAACAGACUAUCACUGAUGACAGUCUUCAUACCAUCAUGUGCGAGGUGGAAAGUAUCAUCAACAACAGACCAAUAACUAUUACCUCAGAUGAUCCAAAUGACCUUGAGCCUCUGACGCCUAACCAUUUACUGUUGUUGAAAACUAAACCCAGCUUACCACCAGGUGUCUUUAACAAGGAGGACCAAUAUGCCAGAAAACGUUGGAGACAAGUCCAAUAUCUCGCCGAUUUGUUCUGGAGCAGAUGGACUUAUGAGUACCUGCCCAUUCUUCAGGAACGCAGUAAAUGGUCAAAAUUAAAAAGGAACUUUGAACCUGGUGAUGUGGUGUUGGUUGUGGACAGUUCUUCCCCCCGCAAUUCAUGGAUAAUGGGAAGAGUAAUUCAAACCUUACCAGACUCCAGUGGAACUGUACGGCGUGUGAAGUUAAAGACCAAAACAAAUGUACUGGAGAGACCUGUAAAUAAACUCUGCUUAAUUCAAGAGGCAGUUUAAGCAUGAAGACUAAUCAAGAGUAACCAAAGAAAAAUGUGUAAGAACUAAGUAGCUAUUUCUUAUCCAUAAAUGUUCAAGUUUAAUGGCUCUUAGUAUUAAUGUGUAUAAUUGUUUGGUCUCCUGCCCAACCAAUUAGGGGCCAGAUGUGUAAGAGCCAUAUGUUAUUUGUUUCUAUUUAGAUGUGGAAUAAAUAAUUAUUUGUGUUAAACAAUUGUAUAAUAAUUAUAAAGGUAAAUAAUUAAAUAAGUAUAUUUCAUUUCAUAUUGACGAUGAUGUCAUUUCCGGAAAAGGUCGCUAGUCGUUGUGAAGCAAUGGUGGAGCGAAACAGUUUUUUGACCGUGUAACAUUUUUCCAGUUAAUUUUGUUAUUAAACUUAUCUAAAGAAAGUUUCUGGACUACGGAAUGUUAUUCGAGUUCAAAUCACGCUCACACAAGAAGAAGAAACAGGAUUGAUGAAAAUUUAGAAGGAUUGCUAUCACA
Molecule: messenger RNA, 7257 nt
Organism: Megalobrama amblycephala (Wuchang bream)
Lineage: Eukaryota; Metazoa; Chordata; Actinopteri; Cypriniformes; Xenocyprididae
Exons: 1
Coding region: 724-6777 (2017 amino acids)
Biological process (GO): DNA integration
Molecular function (GO): nucleic acid binding
Source: RefSeq, a predicted model, not a curated record